UUUUAACAUUUGUGUCACAGACUCCACCAGCUCUGAGAGCGCUGCAGGAAGUACAACUAGAUAUCGCUUCACAUCUGACAACAAGAGGACGUGUUUGAUGAACUUUGAUCCUGCAGAGACCUCAGAGACACCACAACACGACUGAAGGGAAUGUCUUCUGCGCUCUCUGUGGCUUAAAAUCAAGUCUGGAAUCAGUUUUUAGCGUACUAUGGAAAUUCUUUUUUGUGGUUAUUGACAGCGCACCGAGGCGUCCCCGGAUCCAAAUACUUUAUUGUAUGUAAAAGUUCAAGCUGUAGACGAGAGCGCGAUUCAUAAUUUGGUGGUGGUCUCCUUGCAUAACACCAAAGACAAACAGAAUCUGGUGGUAAGAAGGAGCGAGGUCCCGUUUACCGCAGCCCUCCAGAGGUCUUUGCUUGUGGCACAUACAUAUCAGAGAUUCCAGAGAGAAAUAUUAGCUGCUUCUUCUUCACUAUAACCCCUGUUGCUGUAACAGCCUCAACAAGUCAAGAGUGAGUCUGGGCUAGAACAGCCUCAGAUCAGCAGAUAACACUUCUGCACAGCAGGAACAGGUUGGACUAGUUUAUAAGUUGGGGAAGAGGGCAGGGCAGUUUAACCCUGCCUGAAGGAGAGCUGUGAGUUUUUUUUUCUCCUCCUGCUUGUCCUUUUGGGAGAAAGUAGUGUGCUGAGAGAAGGGAGUGAGCAGGCUGAGCUUUUCAUUGUGACCCUCUUCACUAUGCUUAGCGUUAGAUGAGGUGUUUUUUCUUCUUCCAGGGGAGAGAAGGAGAAAAAGAGAGAGAGAGAGAGAGUGAGACAGGGAGAGAGAGAGAGAGAGAGAGGGAGUCAAAGUGUAAUUUAUUGUUUCCUGUGAAAGGGCAGGCUGCACCCUUUUCUCCUGCCUGAACUCUGAACUGCUCGGUGUGCGUCUGAAGUUUUCUCAGACCUCAGGAGCCACUCGUUUGAGGUCACAGGAGAAAACACAAAGGUGAAAGACGAGAAAAGAGAGUUAAAGAAGAGAGCACCGGCAGAGCAAACACAGCGUUUGCAAGGACCUCCAGGACACGAGACGGCAAGGCGAGAGAGGUCAACGCAGAGUCCGGGACGACUUUUCAUCACACACUCACACUUUUUUCAUCUCCUUCUUGUGGACAAAACCUGCUGUGAAUAUCAACCUGGAGUCCUAGUAUUUAGUCUGAGACUUCAAAGGGCGGUUGAAAGCGGGGCUGGACAGACUGUGUCUGCGUGUUUGUGUAUGUUUCCCUCACUGGGCUGUGUGUGUCAGAUAAUAUGGCCAUGGUGAGCGGGGGAUGGGGCAACCCCAACGGGGACACCAGUGGACUCGGGGAGAAGGCGUACCUGAGGAGGGAGGAAGAGGACGGCUCUCCCCAGGCUGGAAGCAGCGAUGUGGACGUAGGGGACGAGGACAAGGCCUGCGUGGUGGACUGUGUGGUGUGCGGGGACAAGUCCAGCGGGAAGCACUACGGCGUGUUCACCUGUGAGGGCUGCAAGAGCUUUUUCAAAAGGAGCAUCAGGCGAAACCUCAACUACUCCUGCAGAUCGAAUCGAGAAUGCCAAAUAGACCAGCAUCACCGCAACCAAUGCCAGUACUGCCGCCUGAAGAAAUGCUUCCGCGUCGGCAUGCGCAAAGAAGCAGUCCAGCGGGGCCGCAUCCCUCCAUCUCACUCAGGUAUCAGUCCCAACUCCCUGGCCGGCGGUGGGGGUGCUGUGGGCCCCGGCCACGUUGGGGGAGACUACUUCAACGGCCAGCCGGUGUCAGAGCUCAUCUCCCAGCUUCUCCGCGCUGAGCCCUAUCCCAGCAGCCGCUAUGGGGCCCCGUAUGGCCAGGCCCAGAUGCAGACCUCUGCCACCGGGGCCUCCGUUAUGGGUAUCGACAACAUCUGCGAGCUGGCGGCCCGGCUCCUCUUCAGCACCAUCGAAUGGGCCAGGAACAUCCCAUAUUUCCCAGAGCUGCCUGUGUCAGAGCAGGUGGCUCUGCUGCGGCUGAGCUGGAGCGAGUUGUUCAUCCUCAACGCGGCUCAGUCCGCCCUGCCUCUGCACAUGGCUCCCCUGCUGGCAGCAGCCGGCUUCCACUCCUCUCCCAUGUCUGCGGAGCGGGUGGUGUCCUUCAUGGACCAGGUCAGGGUGUUCCAGGACCAGGUGGACAAGCUGACCAGGCUGCAGGUGGACUCGGCCGAGUACAGCUGCCUCAAGGCCAUCGCGCUCUUUUCACCAGAUGCGUGUGGUCUGACCGACCCGGCCCAUGUGGAGUCCCUGCAGGAAAAGGCCCAGGUGGCUCUGACGGAGUACGAGAGGUUGCAGUACCCUAACCAGCCUCAGCGCUUCGGCCGCCUGCUGCUCCGCCUCCCCGCCCUGCGUGCCGUUCCAGCCAACCUCAUCUCGCAGCUCUUCUUCAUGCGGCUGGUGGGCAAGACGCCCAUCGAGACGCUGAUCCGAGACAUGCAACUAUCAGGGAGCUCAAUCAGCUGGCCCUACGCACCAGGACAGUAGACCUGAGCACCGGAGUGAGACGGAAAGAGAUCAGACAGGGAGGAGGCACUGCCCACAGUAAUUAGAUAAAAGUCAAACUGAUAGAAUAAAUAAGGUUUUGGUGGACGUCCCACUGAAGCCUCCUCCCAGGGAAUGGAAAAGAAUGAAAUGUAUAAAGCAAUGGUGAUAAUUGUGUUAUCUUUAUAUGUGUUUGCAGCACUUCUCAGUUUAGGUCUGACCUCUCUGAUCUCUUUCUGUCUCAUUCCGGCCAAGAAAAAACAGGGCUUUGAAAAUUCAGACUCUAACAUGAGGCUGUGUGCCUAUACUACCUCCUCCCACUUCGCCCCUUAUGUGACUCGGUUUGAGCCCAGGCUCUGCGUGUUCCCUCUCUGCUUUAUUUUUUAGGGAAAUGAAUGCCACAGCAGCGCCACUUUUGAAGCAAAGUAGCCCUACAUCCAGGCAUCUUUUCAGAUCAUACCAUUGUUGUAUUAUGUUUAAUGUCUGAUGUACCCCUUAGCAGAGUGAACUGGUACCAAGUGUAUUUGUGCAGACAAUUCUAGAGAUAACCGUUAUGUGAAAUAUCACCUUGCACAGUGGUAAUGCAAAAUAGAGGCGUGGACAUUAUAUUGUAUAUUAUUAUGUGUAAUGUUACGCCUGAAAAAUUAAGUACAUUACGUACUUAAUGUUGUGUUGUUGAUAACUGUGCAAAUAAUCAGAGAGGAAGUGAAGGUGAAUGUAUGACGCAACAACCUCUCACACACACCCUGGCUCCUCAGACAGUCACAUCCCUGUCUUACAUUAUUACCUCAUGUUUUAUACAUCGAAGACAAAGAUUGUAUAGUGAACUCUAUGUGCUAAAGAUGAAUACAAAAGGGAUCAAGGCAUUGCUAUCACCAAACUCAUCCAUAAAGAGACGUGUCUCUCCAGCAGACCUGCAGGCAGAACCCAUUUGAAAACUUUAAAAAGUAAAGUUUAAUUUAAAAGGACACCCAACAGCUGAGACAUCAUCUGCAGCACAGGGGUUGCUGCAACAAGCAAACCCUCAUGCUUUAUUCCCACAAACAGCUGAUGCAUAUUCAUUUAUUUCUUUCCCCCCUGCUCUGCUAAUCAUAGACUAUUUCCUUGCCUUUAUUUGGGUUAGAGGUUUUUCUUCUCUUACAUCUAUGGUCCCUUUAAAAGCUUUGUAAACCAGUGAGUUAAAAGAUAGCCUAAUGGACAGAGCUCAUUUUAAAUUAAUUGAUAUUAUUAAGAUUAUGCAAGGUACUCGAGCCUUUGAGGUACAAAGGUUAUGGAGGUGUAAAGGUUUUGCUGGUGCGGUUAUAAAGGCUGCUAGUAAAGAGCGUAACCUUUAUACCUGAAGACACAAUGCUGUUUGAUGGUACUGUGAGAGAGGGUACUAGGUUACUGUGUUCCUGAGUGCCAUCGCCACGGACUGCAGCUCAGCGUGACAAGUGUGUGUCCUGCCAAAUUACUUACUUGAAAAUAUAAAACUGUGUGGGGACAGACAUGUUUUGGUAUACAUUUUUGUAUUU
Messenger RNA from Myripristis murdjan (pinecone soldierfish), 4016 nucleotides. It is a transcript of the gene nr2f6b, whose product is annotated as nuclear receptor subfamily 2, group F, member 6b. Gene Ontology annotation, molecular function: DNA-binding transcription factor activity; zinc ion binding; sequence-specific DNA binding. Gene Ontology annotation, biological process: regulation of DNA-templated transcription. The record is from RefSeq and is a predicted model, not a curated record. The transcript has 5 exons. The coding region runs from base 1285 to 2505 and encodes 406 amino acids. NCBI's taxonomy places the organism in Eukaryota, Metazoa, Chordata, Actinopteri, Holocentriformes, Holocentridae.